GCGAGAUGAGAGAAGGGGGGGGGAUUAUAUGUGGAAUUGGGAUAGCGGUGAGGAUCGGUUGCUGAACAGUAUAAAACCUGGCACGCUGGGCCCGGUUCCCAGCACGCGCUGCUCCCCACGAAUGAGAUCGGAGCUUUUCCAAAAUUAAAAAAUUAAAAAAAAGAGAAGGGGGGAGGGAGAGAGAGUGAGAAAGGCGAUACGGUGUCGUCCUGACCACUGACUGACCUCGGCUAUGGCGUCGACAACAUUACAUGCAACGUUGUCUUUUCCACGUGUCAAAUGGGCAGCUGUCCUGGAUAAGGGAUGGCAGAAAGGCGUAGAUGAUGUCGAUCCUGAUGGGCUCGUGAUUGGUAGAAAAAAGAAACCAGAUAACGUUAGAUUGCAAAUCCAUCAACAUCUCACACGUGGCACGAGGUCGUCGCUUUCGUGUGAUGACAGAAAGGCCUUCACUUCGACUCAGGUAACCUGGGAGGAAGCCACACGCGGCAUCUCCUUCUCUUGGCUAUGGGUGAAUGGGGAAGAUCACAUCACCUGUAGAACGUGCAGGGGCACAUGGAGGAGGAGAAGGAGGAGGAGGAGUAGAAAGGGCUCGAGAGACCUUACGAGUCAGUUUGGGAAAGGGAAGCAGAACCAACGGCCCAGAUCGACGUGGAAAAGUCCUCCGUCGAUGUGCUAGUGCAUCGGAUUGGGCGGGAGAUGAAGAGGACGGGCAGUUAGCAGAUCAUCUUCAUCAUUGGGGGUGGCAGGUACAGUACACUGACGAGGAGCGCGGGGCACCAGGAGAACAAGACAAUGCGCACGAGAGUUAUGCUAUUUCCUCGUCGUCGGCAUACCAAAAGCAUGGGGAGAACGAGCGUGAAAGGAGGAGGAGGAGGAGGAGGCAUCCCGACAGUCCGAGCGUUGUGUGCAACCAGCCUCCAAGGGGAACAGAAGAAUGGCCAGAAGAGGCGGCGGGUUAUGACGAUGGCGAUGAUGGUAGCGGCCCUGAUGAGGCGUAUGUUGAUGGAUUGGAUGCCGAUGAUGUGGAAAUAGGUUUGGAGGAAGAUGAAGAUCGUGAUGCUGGUGAUGGGGCGAAUGUGUGCGGUGAAGAUGACAUGACAGCGGAUAUGAACGAGGGGGAUCCAGAAGAUGGGUCAGGUCUUCCCGCCAAAACUCCCCACAUGGAGACCAACCUUGAGGAGGAGGAAACCGACAAAAAAGUAGAUGACAGCGACCCUGACGAGAAUGGAUCAAGCCUUCCCGCGAAAACUCCCGAGAUGGGCAAAGAGGUUGAGGACGAGGAGGAAAACGACAAAGGAGAUGGCAACGGCGACGAAGAGAAAGAGCAGAUUGGUGUGAAAGCAGCAGUCACAUUAUUGAGAUUUUAUAAGAGGGAGAUAUCUCCUUGGAUCCCUGGGAGUUGUCGGUACGUGCCAACGUGUCUGAGUCUUGAGAGUCCAUUCUUAUGGGCCGUCGAUAGCGAGGGUGACGGUGAAAAGCGGCGUUUUGAAAGUGGCCUUGAACAGAACCUUUCGGGUGGGCAGGGAGCAGAUGGAAUGACACAAGGCCAGAAAGGUAUUGGGAUGACGCUGGAGGCGGGGCAGGCACAGGGUGAUGAGAAGAAGGAUGGCGAUUGGAUAGUGCAGCAAGCCAAAGAGAAGAGGAGAACAACGAGGAAAGCGGCAGCUAUUGCGCGUGCUCAGUUUUCGAACCGAACAAGUGAUGUGCUGACAGUUGUUAAUGCUCCGAAAGUAUAUGAGAAGGCGGAGAAAAGGGAGUUCUGCACGGCAGCUUUCCAUCACUUGAAGACAAUGAAGGAAAUGGUUAUGCUCCGUAAGCAGCUUGUGAAGAUUGCUGUGCGGCAAUGGGAGCAACAGAAGGAAGACGACGAUUGCACAGAUGCAGCAGUUUGGCUGGAUAUGCGAGGACCUAGAACUUGAAGGCACAUUGGACACAAAGGCGAAGACAUCGUCAGGAGAGCAAUCUGUGCCGGUUGGGCAGACCGUGUGGCAAGACGUUUACAUGUGGGGAAAAAUGUGAAGCGUGAUUUGAACGGUGGAGAGGAGGAGGCACACAAUAGGCGAGGGUACGGUAUCAAGCAUGUUCCUUAGAUGAGACAGCAUAUUUGCACCCAUCAUCAUCAGUUGCAAAGGAGGCCCCUGAUUCGGUAGUGUACAGUGACAUCAUGGUCACGUCAAGACCGUACGUGAGGGGAGUGACUGCGGUGAUUUCAAGAUGGCUUGCGACAGAGGCACCGGCAAUGUGCACAUUUCC
This is a messenger RNA of Chara braunii, 2253 nucleotides long. The record is from the annotation of a GenBank genome assembly. NCBI's taxonomy places the organism in Eukaryota, Viridiplantae, Streptophyta, Charophyceae, Charales, Characeae.